AUGAGUGGUAUAAGGAGUGUGGAGGUGGCAUCCUCGGGCUGUGAAGUGGCGGGCUUCACUGCCCAGGGCCCACAGGGCUGCAGGAGGGAUGCCCUCUUACUGACAGGAGCGAUUGGUGGGGCUCGGUGGAGCUUAGCAGCAGCGAGAGGUUGGGACACUGCAACCACAGUUCUGAAGUACGACCAGCCACAUGUGCAGGGCUGCUUGAGGGUGAUGCUGGCCUCGACAUGCGAGGAGCAGGUUCGCCCUCUAGCAGUUUCUGCACUAUGGUACGGCUCCGCGACACGGCUGCCACGGCUGGGCACAGACUUUCUGAUGAGCGAUAUGCGGGUCCAAAGGACGGAGCUGGCAACGGCACGUCCGGGGCAAGCCAAGGGCAUGGCGCCUCCCGAAGUCUUGCGUUGGUCAAACUGGUUGGUUGACAUUACCUACUUGCACAGCAAGGGCCUGCGACCGAGGCGCAACAGCCAAAUAUUGUGGCAUGCUCAUCGGCGACGUUUGCACUUUGGCGUUUUUGGCAACUCCGACGUUGUCAAAGGUUCAGGCAGAUUUCAUUUCAUGUUGCUCAAUGGCACCACGGUGGGAGGACGCAGUGGAAGAGGCCCUGCGGCCUGGCUGAUUCGUUGCAAGCAGGUGUGCGGCGUGUCUGGCAGGUGGCAGCUGAAGUUUCGCGCCCGCAGAGCUGAGAACAAAACAGUAUUUGUUUGCUUUCUCAAAGUCAAAAAGGCUGGCACUGGCUUUGAAGCGGCUUAUGUCUUCGUCAGCGAGCUCUAUGUGUUGUUGGCGGUGCAUGUCCAGGUGCCAUUGGCCAAACGACAGGUUGAAGCUGGCUUUGUGCUAUCCGUGGCUGUGGUUCGAAGCUCUGGUGCUGUGCCUUUCUUCCUCGGAGCAAAUGCGGAGGGAGAUUUGGCACUCAUAAACCGGAUGGCUGAUAGUGGAGAGGUGCGCUCCAUGAUUCUGCUUGCAGACCCGUUUGGACCAAUUGAGGACAUCAUGCAAAGUUUGGACGAAAGCUUCCCCAAGGUCCCCAAAGCUGGUGGCAUCACUGCUGCGCUGCAGGUGGGAACGCAGGGACGGUCCUCUUUCAUGCCUUCUAUGGCCAUUUGCUCUAAAGGCAAUAAAGCCCGGCUUCUGAGCCAGGGGGUCUGCGGGCUUCUCCUCACGCAGAUGGAUGUUCAUACAGUGGUGUGUCAGGGCUGCUUGGGGGUGGGACCCGCAGUUCGGAUAACCAAUGUUUCGGGCCCUGUGUGCGUGGGCAUUGGAGGAAGGCCGGCAAAGGAAGCGUUGAUGCUCAUCUUCGGUGCUGUAAGCAAGGAUCUUCAGGCCAAGAUGCAGACGAACUUGGUUGUGGGGCUGGGCCGCCAGGGCGAGAGCGAAACUUCAGUUGAUGAUGGAGAUUGGCUCAUCCGUGGCAUAUCACAGGUGAUCGAAGAUGGAAGCUUUGUCCUUGGUCCUGGCAUCUCCGAGGGCCAGCCGCUGCGCUUCCAUGUGCGAGACAAAGACUCCGCACAGAGCGACUUGAAGCUCAUGCUGAAGAGAUACCGAUUGGAGCGAGCAUUCAGCGGGAGCAAGGAACCUAUAGGUUCUCUGCUUUUCACCUGCAACGGAAGGGGCGAGGGCUUGUACGGAGAGCGGCAUGUUGAUGCACGGGCACUGCAAGAAGCUCUGGGAGAGGAACUGGGACAGCGCGUGAGUGGCUUUUUCUGCAACGGAGAGAUUGGCGCGCCAGGACUGGUGCUGCCGGCCUCGGAGUUGAGCGAACGCUCGGAGGUGCGGAAGACCGCUUUACACGGAUUUACUGCGGUCUUUGCGACUCGUGGCUGCAAGAUCAAAGUAUAUAUAUAUAUAUAUAUGCUACCCCCCCCCGUAGCGCCUAGGUUUUACUUAAAAAAGAGUGUGUUUUUCGUAGGAUUUACUAAAAAACGUGUUUUUUGA
Messenger RNA from Symbiodinium natans, 1935 nucleotides. Lineage: Eukaryota; Dinophyceae; Suessiales; Symbiodiniaceae. The record is from the annotation of a GenBank genome assembly.